AUGAAAAGAGUAGUCGUAGGAGUCUCUGGAGGAGUUGACAGUGCAGUAACUGCUCUUUUGCUCAAGCAAAAAGGAUAUGAUGUUCAAGGUGUAUUUAUGAAAAACUGGGACACGGGCGAAGAAACUGGUGUUUGUACGACUUCAAAAGACCUAGAAGAUGCAAAAUGGAUGUGUGAUCAAAUCAAAAUUCCUUUUCGUGAAGUUAAUUAUGUGAAACAUUAUUGGAAUGAUGUCUUUAGUCAUUUAGUUUCUGGUUACCAAAAAGGUUUAACACCAAAUCCCGACAUACUUUGCAACCGAAACGUAAAAUUCAACCAUUUUCUUAACUAUGCAUUAAAGGAUUUACAAGCUGACGCUGUUGCAACUGGACACUAUGCUAGAACAACAUUUGGACCGUACUUGGAAAAUUAUCAACCAGAUACAGAUGUGCAUCUAUUGGAAGCUUUCGACAAAACAAAAUGCCAAGCUUUUUUCUUAUGUGGAAUCAGACAAAAAUCUUUGAGACAUAUAAUGUUUCCAUUGGGCGAAUUAAGGAAGGUGGAUGUUAAAGAAAUUGCUAGAAAUUCUGGUUUAGUCAGGUUGGCCAAGAAGAAGGAAAGUAUGGGGAUUUGUUUCAUUGGGAAAAGGCAUUUCCAAGAUUUUAUUGCAGAGUAUGUCGAUCACAUUCCUGGCAACUUCAUCGACGUGGACACUGGCAAAGUGGUUGGCACCCACAAUGGUAUCCACAUGUGGACAAUUGGGCAACGGACAAACUUAUCAGGGUUCAGCAAAGCCUACUUUAUUUUGAAGAAGAUUUCCCCUGAUAUUUUAGUAGCUGCUGGUACAGACCACCCCAGAUUGCACACAAGAUUUGUCUUAUCCCACGAACCGAAUUGGAUUUGCACGAGCCACUGGAGUUGA
Molecule: messenger RNA, 900 nt
Organism: Ctenocephalides felis (cat flea)
Lineage: Eukaryota; Metazoa; Arthropoda; Insecta; Siphonaptera; Pulicidae
Product: mitochondrial tRNA-specific 2-thiouridylase 1-like
Exons: 6
Coding region: 1-900 (299 amino acids)
Biological process (GO): tRNA wobble position uridine thiolation
Cellular component (GO): mitochondrion
Molecular function (GO): sulfurtransferase activity
Source: RefSeq, a predicted model, not a curated record